This is a messenger RNA of Schistosoma haematobium, 3565 nucleotides long. It is a transcript of the gene KATNAL2, whose product is annotated as Katanin p60 ATPase-containing subunit A-like 2. The transcript is spliced from 15 exons. The record is from RefSeq and is a predicted model, not a curated record. NCBI's taxonomy places the organism in Eukaryota, Metazoa, Platyhelminthes, Trematoda, Strigeidida, Schistosomatidae. The coding region runs from base 300 to 2036 and encodes 578 amino acids. Gene Ontology annotation, molecular function: ATP hydrolysis activity; protein binding; ATP binding.
GUUUUAUAUCGUAGAUUAAAAAUGGAUUUAUCAUCUAUCUAGAAUUUAGCUGUACUUACUUUUAGUUUCAAAUGUCAGUUUGCUUUAGUUCUCCAUAUUGUAAUUUUGCUGUUUCCGGUUAAUUUCCUUUGUAACUUGAGGUCUAUCCGAUGUGCUCACUGAAUAAUCGACACCACUCCCCUCGCUUUCUAAGCUUAGUUUGUACGUCAGAUUCCACAUAUUAGUAUUCAAGUGGUUGUUUAUCCUCAAAUCAAUACUAGUCAGCUGAUCAAUUUAAUUAUUACAAUUUACUCACUGACAUGGCAGAACUUAGUUACUGUAUGAUGAGGUCAGCAAAUCAGGCAAGAGAAUCUGAAGAACAACGGUCCACAGCUAGAAAGAAAAAUUUGUUGAUAUUAGUAAUGCAUUAUUUAAGUGAAGAAGGGUAUGUUGAAUCAGCGAUGUCUCUCUCCAAGGAAACAAAUUUAGAUUUUAAAAAGUAUGAAGUGUGCGAUAAUGUGGAUUUAGAAACAGUUUUGUUAGAAUAUGAAAGUUAUUACUACAUAAAAUUCCAGAAAUAUCCUAGAAUUACCAAAAGAUUAUCAGACAAGCUCUUGCAGUGUGAAAAAAAGCGACACGGAGGAAGUUCAAUAAAAACAAAACGAUCCUCACUUCCUCGACUUUUAAACCGAGGAAAUUCUAUCCAUGACUUUGAACAGAACCAUUCAUCAAACAUUUUGAAUUCUGAAGAAAAUUCUAGUGUAACCAAGAAUAGAGCUUGUAAUGGACUAGCUGUACAAGGAAGACAAGACCCCCUCGUACAAACUUCAGGGCGCAUAGUAAAGAGUGGCAUUUCACCAAAUGUUCCAAACGGUUCUUCAGUCACAUCUUUGAACCAUCUGGACCCAACUCAGAACUCCUUUUUAUCUUCUUCAACAAGACAGAAUUUUCCGCGUCAAAUUACUGACUACAGAGCGAUUAUUAACCAAGAAACCCGUUUGCCGUUAGAAGAAAACCAACUUUCAGAAGAUCCCCAAGAACGUUUAUUGAAGCCGCUAGGUAGUUAUUUAGGCUACACAGGUGAAUGGAGAAGUUUGGCUCUAACAAUAUCACGUGAUAUAUUCCUUCAAAAUCCAAAUGUUCGAUGGGAUGAUAUAAUCGGUCUAAGCUCUGCUAAACGUCUUGUAAAAGAAGCAGUUGUUUACCCAAUAAAGUACCCUCAAUUGUUUGCAGGAAUAUUAUCACCCUGGAAGGGAUUGCUACUAUAUGGACCUCCAGGAACAGGAAAGACUCUUCUCGCUAAAGCUGUUGCUACUGAAUGCAAAACAACAUUUUUUAAUAUUUCUGCAUCGACUAUUGUUAGUAAAUGGAGAGGUGAUUCAGAGAAAUUAGUUCGUGUACUUUUUGAAUUGGCUAGAUUUCAUGCUCCUUCAACCAUAUUCUUAGAUGAGUUAGACUCUUUAAUGUCACAAAGAGGUUCACUAUCUGGAUAUGGUUCUUCCGGUGGAGGAAAUUCAAAUAUAUCAGUUGGAAAUGAACAUGAAGGAUCACGUAGAAUGAAAACUGAAUUGCUAAUGCAAAUGGAUGGUCUAGCAAAAUCUGAUGAUCUUGUCUUUUUGCUGGCUGCUUCCAAUCUGCCAUGGGAAUUAGAUCAUGCAAUGCUUCGUCGGUUAGAAAAACGGAUUCUAGUGGACUUACCAAAUAAAGAGGCAAGAAUACAUAUGUUUGAAUCAUUUCUUCCACCAGUUAUUGGACAAGGUACAUCAGGUGGAUUACAAUUAAAAUGUUAUUUAGAUUAUGAUGUAGCUGCGGAAUUAACUGAAGGUUACUCUGGCUCAGAUAUACGUCUAGUGUGUAAAGAAGCAGCUAUGCGUGUUGUUAGAAAAAUAUUUGAUAUUUUAGAAAAUUCUUCUAUUGAAUAUUUACCUCAAACACAAAUUCAUUUUGAUCCAAUUACUACAGAUGAUGUUAAAGCGGCUAUAUCGUCUACAAUGCCAUCAGCUAGACAAUUAGCAGGAAAAUAUUUAGAAUGGCAACAACAAUUUGGUUCUUCUUAAUCUCACAAAAAGAAAGAAAAACAGACUAACAAACACACAACUUAAAUGCUAAAAAUCUCAAAUCAAUCAUUGUCUUUACUCUAUUUUAUUUUUGUUUCUUUCAUUGACCUCAUUUCAUAUUUUUACACACAAAUUGACCUUCAUUUUAGGUUAUUUUAAACAAUAAAAAACAAAUGAAACAAUAAAAGCCCAUAUAUGCAUUAGGAACUAUUUGAACAGUUCAAUAUUCAAUUGUAUUCAUGUAUAGGAUAUGAAUGGUAUUUUUAGUUGAUUUAAUUUAUUAUUUCCAUGUUUGUUAGUGAUUGACUUCAAGUGAAAGUCAGUAAUUGUAUAUCUUGAAAUCAUUAGUGAUCAUACUAGCCGCCGUUUCUUGUCAAGGUGGAGAAUGUCGUUAACAUGUAUUACUUAUUGAGAGCCAUUAAACUUUAUGUUUGUUCAUAAACUCACAAGUUGAUUUUCUGUUUUUGUUUCACAUCUUAAACAUCACAUCAACUUUACUUGACUGUUUUUGAUCUAAUGUUAACUAUCUAAGGAUAUUUACUAUAGAACCGACUGCAGGAAAUAACGAUUUCGUCGACUGAAUUUUCGGGAAUCGAUCUUCUUCCAGGUGAUCGACUUAUCGACAUAGAAUACUCGGAUGACAUAGUUUUGUUUGGUGAAAACGCCAAUAAAAUGCAGAGCCUUUUGGUAACACUGAGCAGCAAUGAUAGGAUGUUUGGAAUGCAAAUUGUCACAUCUGGAUUGACCUGCUGCAAUAGCUGUACUAAGGAAAGAGAGUGAAGUAGUCGAACACGUCGACAAAUUCACUUAUGAUGGGAGACUGAUCAGCCCAAAAGUGUUGGUGUCUGACGAAAUCUCAGCACGCAUUGAGAAGGCUCGUUUGGCUUUUGCCAACCUACGUCACCUAUGGUGAAGGCGAGAUAACCGUCUAUUGAUUAGGGGACGAGCAUACUACUUGACAGUUCGUCCUGUUCUACUUUACGGCUGAGAAACGUGGCUAUUAAGUGUAGAAGAUACUCGUAAGUUACUAGUAAUUGAUCACAGAUGCCUUAGAAAUAUUGCUCGUAUCUUCUGGGUCCACUGGGCAAGUAAUAGUGAGGUUAGACGCAUGGUCUUAGAGAAUGAUGGUAAAUCAGUUGAUGGGGUUUUGGUCCACUUGUUGUGUGAGCUACUUAAAUCCACGUAAGCAGUAUAUAAAGAUAGUGAAGAAGGGAAUGUAUUUCUGUAGAAGUUUUAGACGGGAAGAACGAGAACGGAAAGCAAUUGGUAUGAAAAUGCACGGACAAUGAAAUCUGAGACUGGAUUGAUAUUUACAAAAAAGAUAGUCACGUUUGAGUCAAUGGGUUGAUAUUUUGCAAAUUAACUAUAUACUGUAUGGUUCUCAGAUUUUAGUCAGAUAUUCUGUAACUUCGUAAUCAAAUACAUUCAAUUGCCUCACUUGUCUACUUGUUCAUUACAUUUUGUGUCGCUGCCAACCGGUAGGACUACUUGGAAACAGUCCAAUAUUCAAUUGUAUUCAUGUAUAGGAC